This is a messenger RNA of Homalodisca vitripennis (glassy-winged sharpshooter), 5694 nucleotides long. RefSeq names its product nuclear factor 1 X-type-like. Gene Ontology annotation, biological process: regulation of transcription by RNA polymerase II. The record is from RefSeq and is a predicted model, not a curated record. The transcript has 14 exons. Gene Ontology annotation, cellular component: nucleus. Lineage: Eukaryota; Metazoa; Arthropoda; Insecta; Hemiptera; Cicadellidae. The coding region runs from base 558 to 2687 and encodes 709 amino acids. Gene Ontology annotation, molecular function: RNA polymerase II cis-regulatory region sequence-specific DNA binding; DNA-binding transcription factor activity, RNA polymerase II-specific.
UGUUUUAAAUUUCUUCACCGUUUUUCUCUUUACCCGCUCCAGUGGUAGUCAGUUAGAGCUAGAUGUGUUUGUGUGUAGCGUCUGCUAGUUGUGUUUAGGACUUGCAUGAGACUGUCGACACGGGAGAGGAGAGGUCACGGGGAAGAGUCGCCACAGGGCCGGACGAUCGCGCCUAGGUCGAGUAUCGCCGUCGUUUCGCAACCGUCGCAUUGAAAAUAAAACGGACCGCGAGUGGAGGGGACGGGAGACCGUGCACGGCCGAGUCCACGGUGCGACGCUCGGCGGCCUGUGACCGAGUACCGGAGUACCGUACCCGUGUCGGACAGUGUAUCACCGCGAUAGCCGCCGCAUACGGGAUGUGAGGAGGGCGUGGAGACGCUAUCCGGCCGCGUUCAUUGGCAGACCGAGGUCGAGGAAGGCGGGGCUUCUCGGCCGAUUGAUUUUUUUCUCCUAUCGAAGAUCACAGAAAAAUAGGGAAGAAUAAGGAAAUAGUAGUGUAAGUGUAGGCUUAUGUGAACGGAAUGAACUGAUGUGUUAGUGAGUGAAGAAGUGCUGGUAUGUAUCAAGCUGGAAACUACGCGCCGAACGUUGGCUAUCAGAUUACCUCUUGGCCGUCCCAGGGCUAUCAACACAAGGAUGAAUUCCAUCCGUUUAUCGAGGCAUUGCUGCCCCACGUGAAAUCUUUCUCCUAUACGUGGUUCAACCUGCAGGCCGCAAAGCGGAAGUAUUUUAAGAAGCACGAGAAGCGCAUGUCGUUGGAGGAGGAGCGACGUUGUAAAGAAGAGCUAAUGAACGAGAAAGUUGAGGUGAAGCAGAAGUGGGCUUCACGGCUGCUGGGCAAGCUACGGAAAGAUAUCACGCAAGAGUGUAGAGAAGACUUCGUGUUGAGUAUCACCGGCAAGAAGCCCGCCAUGUGCGUCCUCUCCAACCCCGACCAAAAGGGGAAGAUGAGGCGAAUCGACUGUCUUCGGCAAGCGGACAAGGUGUGGCGGCUGGAUCUAGUCAUGGUGAUCCUGUUCAAGGCCAUUCCCCUGGAGAGUACCGAUGGGGAACGCCUAGAAAAGUCGCCCGAGUGCGCGCACCCUAGCCUCUGUGUUAACCCUUACCAUAUAAACGUUUCCGUCCGCGAACUAGACUUGUACCUGGCCAACUUCAUUAAUAGUCACGAAAUAUUGAGUGGAAUUAGUGAUAUCAGUAAGGAGCGCGGGGAGGCGAGGAGCAGCCAAGGCUAUUCCCACAACCCCUACAACGGCGUAGUCUGCAAUGAUACCAUUUUAGCGACCGGAGUGUUCUCGUCCAAAGAGCUCUGGAGGCUUUCCAAAGCAUCCAUAGUCCACAACCCCAACGGGAUGCAGCCCCCCAUCAACGUGAUCAAAAUCGAGAACCCCGGCUACUACUGCAGCAGCUAUACUCCACCAGCACCGGACCACUCGACCAUGAUGGCGUCGGGAGCCUACAGUCCGCUGUCAUUACCGAGAAACGCCCAGAGCCCGAGCGAGCCAAGGAACAAGCGGUUACGGAGGCUGAGCUCGACGGAGGAGGAGUUAGAACUGGGGGGCGGCAGGGAGAAGGGCCCCGGGGGCGAGGUGGCUUACUACGGCCAGAGCCCCGCAAGUCUCUCCAGUCAGACCAGUUGGCAUUCCGAUGUUGACCAUGCAGGUCUACCACCUCAGCACAGUAGUGUAGCCUCCCUGGCCACGUCCAGCUAUUACCAGCAGGGCGACCAACCCCAGCAGCACAGUCCUGCCAAGUACCCGGAGAACGGACACGAUACUCUGUCUGACUUUGUGACGUUCGUCUGUCAGGAAGCCGAGAAUACACAGCAGGGCACACAGGCUGGACCCUCUAGGAGCCCGUCUAAACUGUCUCAGUACUACCCGAGCUCCAUGCUGCCCCCCCCUCCUCCGCCACCCAUGGCCAGACCUGUCGCCAUCAUCAGGUCUACAGGUGAUGAGAGCUGGGUUCAAUAUUUUGCGUCUAAGAGCAGACCGAGCAAGGAUUGGCGACAAUCUUCGCCCCCCGAUGUCAAGAUUUUCAAGACGAGUCCUCCACCAGGGGACCUCACUGUGACCACAGCUAGUUCGCCCCCUCCGUCUAUAACUCCACCGGUGUCUGAUUCCUCCCCCGAUCGAGGUUCCCCUCCCUCGUCACAGGUGGAGGUACAGCUGCCUCCUGGCCGAACCGUUGUCACCAGCCCUUUCACUGUGUCCAGAGAAUACCCUGUACCAUUCUCUCACAUCCACACCCAGCCUGGUCAGCUGUUCAGCUACCCCAACAUCAGCCCCGUGAGUGCCAUGUCCGGAGUGAUCAGCCCAACCAACCUGUCCCUGUUCUCAUCGCCGGUGACUGUGAGCAGUGCCCCCCGCACUUCGUCUCGACCCAGCCUGCCUCGCUGGACCCCUCCAGGCCCCCCGGCCCCCUCUGCCCCACCCCCUGGGCCCCCUAACUUUAUCAGUCUAGAGGAGGACUACAUGAUGACUCCUCUCAUAUCUGGGACCAACCCGGAUUCCAACCCUACACUUAUGGAUGACGAGCGCUAUUUCAAUAGUGUGGUGCACAAUAGCGAAGGCAUGGACAACAGUCAGGGUCUGGCGGGCCCUGGACCUGGACCCGGGUCCAACGGCUCCAGUGGGACCCAUACUCCCCCCUCCAGAACCCCUCCUACUACAAAGUCACAGUCGUCAUAAGUCUUUGUUUCGUUUUGCUCAACCACCGGAGAGGGCUCUAGGCACAAACAAUAAUUACUUGUGAUGAGAGUUUGCCUACCCUGGAUCCCCUUUAGGUGAUUCCCUGCCAGCAAUCUCGCCUCCUUCUUCAUUUUCCGUGUGUAAAUUUAUAUUUAGUACAAAUCGUUGUUCUCAUAUUUGUGACUGUAAUUAAUUGUAACUAUAGUAAUUUAUUUUAGUUAUUUUGUCAAAGAAGAGAAUAGUUAAAUUAGGACUGUGAAGGGCCUUUCCAUAGUUAGCAUUAAUGAUUAAUCAUUGCACGACAGGUGUUAACCUUGAAUUUUGUAGUAACUAACUGGAGGUGUUCUCAACAAAUUCGUUUUGUUUCGAUGAACCAAACAGUAGUUUCUCCCAAGAGCUUUAUUUUGUUUAAGCUAAUAAAAAUAAAGUGGAUUAAAAAUAGAUAUCUGACACAAGCAAGAGUACGUAGUGUAUCGGUGUACCCAGCUCGGUGCUUAUUCUCUUUGUUUCGCUGGGUUGACCGCUUGCAGGUGACUGUCCGCUGUCCACGUACCACGCCGCGGCGUGACAAGCUCUCUCUAUUUCUCUCUCCUUGUCUCUGUGUUCAUAGGCACUAGACUGAACACUCGGGUUAUUGUAAUAUUUAUCUAAUCAGAAUGUGAUACGUUUCUAGUUCGAUUUAUUGCUGAUAUCACGAUACCACAUAAUUUUUAUUUUGGUGUAGUGAUUUCUUUAUCUUACAUUAUAUAUCUUAUUGUACAUAAGUUUAUAUACAGUAUAUAUUUUUUUUAAGUUUGACAUUAGAAAUGAAAGAAUUUAAUCAGUCUUAAAUUAAUAGUUUGUUAUUGAUUUUUUAUUGUACUGUUUCAUUAUGUAAAAAGUUGUCUAAUAAGGUUAUAGUCUUUACUGGGAAUUUUCUUUGUGUAACCAGAAUGUAACAAGUAGUUCGGUUGUCUGUGAUGACCUUAGUUGCUGUUUGCCACCAUUUUUGGUGUAGAUUGUUUAUUUAAUCGAUGCCUCACAAAGCAUCCCUUGUGUUAAUUGUUUUUGUUACCAAAGAGUUAAGUGUGUUUCAAUUUGUUUAGAAAAUUUGGUUUCACUGUUAACAUUAGAAUUCAAAGAUAUUCUUUUUUGACCGAGCAAUAUCUUUUGGUGUAAUGGAGUCAUUUUAUUUUAAAACAGAGGUGCAAUAGAAUGUUAUUUCCUUUUGAAGGAAUUAGUUAAACUGAUGAGUCUAGCUCUAAAUGUUGAUUAGUAAUCAAAAUUGUAUUCUAGUGGUUGUAGUUAGAUUAAAUUAUGUUAUUGAUAUUUGUGGUCAGUUGCUAGUCAUCAGCUCUUGUAGAUAAGUCAGUCAGUCGUAGCUCGAAGUAGUCAAGCAGACUCCCCAAUCUCUCGGCACGGCUACCACUUCCCAGACAUUUACAACUCAACCACAAAACGUUCAGAUAUUUAAUUUUGAACAGUAUAAUAAUAUAAUAUUAGGGGUCUAGAACAAUAGCGUUUUGUAAAAUAUCGUUCAAAAUAUUUAUUAUCUGGAUGAAACAAGACUGGUUAUCAUAGAAAACUCUGAAGCGCUUUCAUGCAUCUCAGAGUAUAAAAUAUGAAAUUAAUAUUUAUAAACUUUUAAAAUCAAACUAUAAUUUGUAAUUAAUGCGCACUCAAUGCUAUUACACUUUACAUACACUAUUAAUACAUACACUUUAGUUCCAAAAUCAACAUGGCACCAUUAAUAUUUUGUUUUAUAAUCAAAUGAUAUUAAAUAUAGUUUAAGACUUGAAAAAAUAUGCCCUUUACGUUUCAGGUUCUAUAAACAGUAGAGUUAGAAUUAAAAAUUAGUGUCAAAUUGUAAAAAUAAAUGUUGAGAGGGCCUUAAAGUUAGAAUGAUUUUAAUGACAUUUGUCAUACAUUGUAUACAUUUCAAAAUAAGUAUAAGUCACGCUACGUGUUCUAACUUGUAUAAUUUGCAACAAUGUGGUUUAAGUUCAGGUUCAGUUCAUCAUAUCGUGUCCGGAUGCAUGGUGUGUUAUAUCCUGAGGCUUGUCGUGUAGAACACUGUACUCCAUGUCUGUCGUGUUGGUAGCCGUGACCUCUGCUGGCCGGUCACCCGCCAUAACAUGUGCCAUAGCAAGCUGAGAUUUUAUACAAAUACUGGUGCUAUAAUUAUUAUUUUUAUUGUACCAUCUUUUGAGUUGUGCUACAUAAACAAAGUUUUUAUAUAGUUAUAUAUUGUAUAAACUUAGUUAUAUAGAUCAUAUAAAAUAUGAUAUCACAGGCCAUAUUUAUGUUACACAGUGACAGCAAAUUAGUGAUUAAUACAUUGUACUCAGAGAUAACAAAGUAAGUUACAGUACUUGGAAAUUAUAAGUUGAAGCGAGUCAGUUUUUAAGGAUGCUGCUUAGGUCGUAAAUUAUAAAAUUUGUUAUCUUUAAAAUGUGAGAACUGGACACGCACAGUUGAAGUUUACUUUCUUAGUUGGUUACACCUGACUCUGUGACUUGACCACUCUCAGCAGUAGGGUUAGGAAAUUAGAAACAAAUUUCCACUGUUAUGUUUAUUACACAAAGCAGUUUGUUCGAAGAGCGUGGUUGUUUGUUUUGUAAACACGAAGUGUAAGGUGCUUAUGUUUAAUUUGUUUAUGAUUUAAUCAUUAUGUUUUAAUAAGAAAAAACUAUAAAUUUUAAUUUUUUACAUGCAGUUUAUGAGCGAAUUUAACUGUAAAUAGAAUGUUAAGGAUCAAAAUAUGCCUUUUUCCUAAACAACUUUUAAUCUAUUGAAUUCAAGCUCAGUAUUUGAGUUAGCCUGCAAUUAAUUCUUUUCACUACUCGUUUUGUCCCUAUUUUGUUGUGUUGUUAUUGUAUUGAUUAGGUUAACACAAAGUUGAUUUAUGUAUUAAUAUUUAAUAUGAAAAUUAUACAGUGUUUAUUUUUUAAUUAUAAUAUUUCUCGAAAAUGUUUUAUGUUUGUUAUAGAGUCAAAAUUUGAAGUAAACCGUUGCAAUAAGUAAGGUA